AUGGAGAAGAGAGGUCUUGCUAUUCAAGAGAACAGUCUUCCCACCUUCUCUUUCAAUUUUGAGGACUGUGGUCCUCACAAACCCAUACUUGUCCUCACAAACCCAUUCAUGCAGACACCCAAAAGGAUCAUCCAGGUGGUGGCUGCUAGGAUCUGCCUUGUAGAGCACGAGGAUGUGGGCUCAGAUUCUGGUUUGGCUGUUCAAUUAACCCCCAGACGAUGGCUCAACCUGCAGGAGUACCAAAGCAAAAAAAUAAUGGCAGACCAUGGGGUUACAGUUCAGAGAUUCUUUGUAGCUGAUUCUGCAAAUGGUGCCCUGGAGGCUGCUCAGAGACUGAAGGCAAAGGAAAUUGUUCUGAAGGCACAGAUUCUGGCUGGAGGGAGAGGGAAAGGUAUUUUCAAUAGUGGAUUGAAAGGAGGAGUUCAUCUAACUAAAGACCCUAAGACUGUUGAACAGCUUGCUAAACAGAUGAUUGGGUACAAUCUGUCAACCAAGCAAACUCCAAAGGAUGGUGUGACAGUUAAAAAGGUGAUGGUUGCAGAAGCACUGGAUAUUUCCAGGGAAACGUACUUUGCAAUUCUGAUGGACAGAGCCUGCAAUGGACCUGUCAUGGUUGGCAGUCCACAGGGUGGUGUGGACAUAGAAGAAGUUGCAGUAACUAGUCCAGAACUUAUCUUUAAGGAGGAAAUAGAUAUUUUUGAAGGCAUAAAGGAUCAUCAGGCAUUGCAGAUGGCAAAAAAUUUGGGAUUCCAAGGACCUUUGCAGCAGCAGGCAGCAGAUCAAAUUAAGAAGCUGUAUAAUCUUUUCUUGAAAAUUGAUGCCAUUCAGGUUGAAGUCAAUCCCUUUGGUGAAACUCCAGAAGGGCAAGUUGUUUGCUUCGAUGCCAAGAUAAACUUUGAUGACAACGCAGAAUUUAGGCAAAGGGAAAUAUUUGCCAUGGAUGACAAGUCUGAAAAUGAGCCCAUAGAGAAUGAAGCUGCCAAAUAUGACUUAAAAUAUAUAGGACUCGAUGGAAACAUUGCUUGCUUUGUCAAUGGAGCUGGACUGGCAAUGGCAACAUGUGAUAUAAUAUCCCUGAAUGGUGGAAAGCCAGCCAACUUCUUGGAUCUGGGAGGAGGUGUGAAGGAAGCACAAGUCUAUCAAGCAUUCAAACUGCUGACUGCUGAUCCCAAGGUUGAAGCAAUCCUUGUGAACAUAUUUGGUGGGAUUGUGAACUGUGCCAUCAUAGCCAAUGGUAUCACCAAAGCCUGCCAAGAGCUCGAGCUGAAAGUGCCUCUGGUGGUCAGGCUGGAAGGAACAAAUGUCCAGGAAGCCCAGAGGAUUCUGAGUGAAAGUGGACUCCCCAUCACGUCUGCCAAUGACCUGGAGGAUGCAGCAAAGAAGGCAGUGGCAAGUGUGGCCAAAAAAUAACACCUUGAAGGUUCUUCUCAUGGAAAACUUGUGUUUCACAAGGUAUCAUUCCUGCUGUUGUCCCAGAGGAUUCAUAGAGCUCUCCCAAGCAGGGGUCAGGAUUUAACUGGAGAUACCUGGCCAACCCAGGCCAUAGCUUGCAAGUUGGCCUUCAGAAAUUUUGCAGCUACAAUCUUCAAAAGUUUGUAUGUCUUUGUCUAAUUUUGGUAAUUUUGUUAGUCACAGCUGUAAUAAGUAAUACUUCACUCCCUGAAGUUCUUUUUUGUCUCUCCUUCCUAAAUUGCCACUGAUAAACUCAUGAUAAGACAAAAUAAGUAAUAAUUGACUUCUGCCAACAGAAUUGUUCCUUAAUCAAACACUUCUAGGUCACCUAUUUCACAAUAUUUUCAUUUGCCUUUUUAUGUUGUAAAGAGUCAGAAAACUAACUGUGGCUUUAUAUUUUUUAUGGACUUUUACAAUAAUGUAAAAAGCUGUGCUUACAAUCUAUUUUUAUUCAAAUGAAUGAUGUUUACUUUCUUUACUUGGAAACCACUGGUUUUGCCUUAAGGUGAUUCUCUUUUGUUGAUGCCAAUGGAUACCUCACAAUAGGAAAAGGGACUGAGAAGUUGAUAGUGAAAGGAUCUCCCACUCUUACUGUGCCUCUAAACCACUGAAAUGUGAUUCAUUUCUUUUCUGGUUUUUGGAAAUGCCCUGCUGUAUUUCCAGGUGUAGCAGUGCCAUCCAGGGGGCUCCAGCAGGAUGUUUCUGCCACUAAGGAAAUGGCUGCUAACUUUUUAAAAUAACCUCUUUUGUGAGAAUGUCACUGCUCUGAGGUUUUAAAGAUGAGAAACUGAAGCAGUUUUAUUUCAGGAGCACGGAGAAUUCUUCAUCUGAUUUGCCUUCCAACAACCAUUUCAAAUUUAUUGGGAAUAAAACACAAAUGAACUUUUCAAUUUUUUAAGUUUUUGACUUCUCAGGCAUCAGUAGCAAUAUGUAUAAGAAAAAAACCCCCUAAUUUUCAGGACUCAGAUAUUGACCAAGAUUCAUUUUGAUUAUAUUCUCUUUUGUAGAAUAUAAUCAAAAUGAAUUAUAUUUCAAAAUUCAAGCUGUUAGUUACACAAAUCAUUCAUUCAGGGAGCAGAAGACAAUACUAAAGAUCUUGUGUAACUAAAGAACUUUGUACAAAUCUCACUCUGCCCAGGAAUUAUGUGCUGAAAAUCAUCAAUAAAUUUGAACAGUGAACAAAUGAGGGGACAUUAUGAUCUGGUCUUGUAAAUGGGCAGAGAUAUAAAAAUUUGUGAAAUAAAUUCCUAAUUGUGAUUUUUUUGAGCAGCUCUAAUCAAUACCGUGCUCUGCUUAGAAAAAUGUAAAUAAAUUUUUCUUGACAUUUCCAUUAAAACUGUUACAUUCAAAAUGAAUUAUCUGCACUAAUCUUUGGUUCCUGACACAAAUAGUGCAGAUGGGUUGCUAUCAUCAAUUCCUGCAGGUUUUUCCUUCUCCAUUCCUUUCUCUACAUAUUGCUCAAGGAAAAAAUGUGUGACCAUUAGAAGAGCAAUAAAUUUGCCUGUAGGUCUGUAGUUAUUGGCAGAAUGGAGAAGGGUAUCCUUAGCAGCUUUCCUGGAGGUGCAUCAAAGCCACACUGCUCUGAAGGAAGAAAUGUUUACCUCACCACAACAAAUAAGAGUCACAUUCUAUUUUAUAUAUUUUAAUACUGGAAAGUUAAGAUUCUGUGGAAGAACUGUUUGUGCAAUGUUGUCACACACUGUGUCCCUAACUCUGGUCUCAAAACCAUCCACUGUGCAUACACAAUUACUAUUUUGCAAAGAUUAAUACUGUGUACAUUAUUUUGUCAAAUAAAUGUAAAAAUGAACAU
Zonotrichia albicollis (white-throated sparrow) is the source of this 3262-nucleotide messenger RNA. NCBI's taxonomy places the organism in Eukaryota, Metazoa, Chordata, Aves, Passeriformes, Passerellidae. The record is from RefSeq and is a predicted model, not a curated record.